AUGGACCGUGCGGUGUGGGCGGCUGCCUCGGAGAGCCAACGACAGGAAAGGCUCAAAAAAGAGGAGGAAGACAAGCAGCUCGAGGCGGCACGGGCUGCGGAGCACGCGGCCCAUAUCGCCCGCCUCUGCGCCACCCCGCCGCCCGACGGACUGCCCGACCUCCUCCCCGAAGAGCUGUGGGUGCGCAUCCUGCAGCACUUGCCGAUGCGUUCGUGGAAGAACGUGGCUCGCGUGUGCGUCUUCCUUCGUCGCAUCGCACAAGACCAGAUGGUGGAUCCGGUGGUGCUGUUCAGGCGGAAAAGAGAAGAGGCGCGACUACGCCUGCAAGCGACAGCCCUGGGCUGA
Acanthamoeba castellanii str. Neff is the source of this 345-nucleotide messenger RNA. Its product is annotated as Fbox domain containing protein. The record is from RefSeq and is a predicted model, not a curated record. Gene Ontology annotation, molecular function: protein binding. Lineage: Eukaryota; Discosea; Longamoebia; Acanthamoebidae. The transcript has 3 exons. Bases 1 to 345 code for a protein of 114 amino acids.